AUGCAGCAGCAAUGGCAAACCGUGCAGUCUUAUAUUUCCUUUUUGUGGUGGAGAUAUUUCCAAAAGGUCUAACAGCUGUGAUACAAACACAGCAGACUGUGAUGGCAGCAGUAGGAGAAGAUGUCCAUCUCAGCUGUCAGCUCAAGCAGUCUAAAGAUGUUCUUCAGGUCACAUGGCAGAAACUUUCACCUAAUGGGAAGAAGAAGAAUCUUGCCACCUACAAUGAACACUUUGGGGAAACAGUGAAUGAUGGUUUUGUGGGGAAAGUGGAGUUUAAAGUUGCUGGACUGCAGAACUGCUCCAUAGUUAUCAGGAAGGUGAUGGAUCAGGAUGAAGGCUGCUAUCUCUGUUUGUUUAACACGUUUCCUGACGGUUCUCUGACAGGCAGAACCUGCCUCCAACUGUAUGAGCUGCAUGAACCCAUUCUACAAAUCAGAGAAUCAAACUCUACUGAAGAGACAGUUGUGUCCUGCUCGGCCACAGGUCGUCCUGCUCCCACAGUAACUCUGAAUGUCCCACAACAAGACCUCUACUUCUCUCACAACAGCACAGUCAGUGUCACCAACACCAACGGUACAGUCACCGUCACCACUACAGCUGUGCUGUCUGGUUUCUAUGGAAACGGUACACAAGUUGGAUGUGCAGCGCGACUACUCUCAGUCCCUGAAAUUCAGGUGUUCAUGACGAUUCCUGCAGUGAAACGAUCGUAUGCUGAUGGUGAAAAACACUUCCAUUUUUCAGGUUUUAAUGAGGAAUCUGGAUUCAACAAGAAUUUCACUUUGAUCAUUACAUUGAUCACGGCAGUGGCUGUUGUUUGUGUUGCUGUAGUCAUCACUGUCCUGCACAGACAUAAACAUAGACACAGUCUGUCACACAGGGAUGCUGAGAACAACAGGACGCCACAAAAACCAAUCAAAAACCCUCAUGAAUGCAAAACACCUUUAAUGAAGGAGGAGAACGAGCAGAUCAGGAGACGAACACCUCAGGAAAAAAAUCCACAAGAGGAGAAACCAGAACCAUCACAUCAGCACACUGCAGGAAGUCUAUUUAUCAAAACAAUCAAAGACCCUAAUGAGUGCAAAACACCUUCAAGGAAGCAGGAAAACCAGCAGAUCAGGCAACGAACAUCUGGGAAGAGAAAUCCAAAAGAGGAGAAACCAAACUUCUGCCUUCAAGACAUAGUUAAAGAUCUAUUUAGUGACAAACAAUAAUCCACAAGACUGUGGUUUCAAUACAAAGUCAGUCAGACUUGAACAAAGCUGCAUCAAAGCAUGUGUUGGUAAAAUGUUCAGACAUUGUAAAAGAAUCAAAAUGUGUCCUGAACAAGAUGAAUCUCUCAUCUUAUAUCUCCAGUUUGAAAAGAUUAAUGUACACAGAGAUUUUGAUGUUUUUGAACUAUUUAAAAUAUAUAUAUAUAUUUUCUUAUAACAUUUUAAGUUAAAUAAAUUAUUGAAUGUUACAUUUGACUCAGAGAGGAACUAUUUUAAAGUCUCUGACAUGUUGAAUACAACCAGUUUCUCCUCUUUCUUGUUGUUUGUUUGGACUUUAAACUAAAAGAAAACUUAUUGUUUUACACCAAUUUAUUGUUUCAUCCUUGCAUAUUUUUGCAAAAUGUAAAUAGCUUCUGGUUUUGUUCUUUGCACUAUUCACGGCUCCUUAUUUUCUCAUUUUUUUUAUUGUUUCUUCUUUCUAAUUUUUAUGUAAAAAUGAACAUGUAUUACUCUUGUGUUAAAUUGACAUGCAACAAAACAAAGAAACCAUCAGAAGGAAGCUCCAAUCUAGUAAUUUUCAAGACUGACAUUUAUUGAUAGAUCCUCAGAUACAUGUUAGACUUUGUGUGACAUGAAACAUUUUUCUCCUUCCUCUGUGAUUUUUGGAAAGUGUUGGUUAAAAUUGGUAUUACUGCUAAUGCUGCCACUGCUAUUAUGUCUUCUAAUGAUAACGAAGACAACAAUAAAGGAGCUAUCAAACCUUUA
Molecule: messenger RNA, 1976 nt
Organism: Thunnus maccoyii (southern bluefin tuna)
Lineage: Eukaryota; Metazoa; Chordata; Actinopteri; Scombriformes; Scombridae
Exons: 7
Coding region: 12-1211 (399 amino acids)
Molecular function (GO): cell-cell adhesion mediator activity
Source: RefSeq, a predicted model, not a curated record